AUGUUUCCAGUGAUCAUUAUUGACGAAGCUCACGAUGCCAAGAACGCCGACUUGCUGCUAUCUCAGGCAAUCCGAAACCUGCCAUAUCACCACGCGUUCCUUUUGACAGCAACACCGGUAUACAACUCCUGGAAUGACCUCGGUGGAAUUCUCUUGCUUUUACCUUGGAGUCCAUUCAAGUCUUUCGAACAUUUCCGACGUGUCUUUCCUGUGCCACCACCCGCCCCGAACGAAGUUGGUCGUAAGGGGCCACAGGAACCAUUCUUCACGGUGUUGAUCGGACUCCUCAGCGGCGUGGUUUUAGCACGCGCAGAAUCAGUGUUGGAUUUUUUGGAGUGGGAGUAG
Molecule: messenger RNA, 345 nt
Organism: Fusarium sp. VM40
Lineage: Eukaryota; Fungi; Ascomycota; Sordariomycetes; Hypocreales; Nectriaceae
Source: the annotation of a GenBank genome assembly